This is a messenger RNA of Lathyrus oleraceus (garden pea), 549 nucleotides long. Its product is annotated as secreted RxLR effector protein 161-like. The coding region runs from base 1 to 549 and encodes 182 amino acids. The transcript has a single exon. NCBI's taxonomy places the organism in Eukaryota, Viridiplantae, Streptophyta, Magnoliopsida, Fabales, Fabaceae. The record is from RefSeq and is a predicted model, not a curated record.
AUGAAGAACAUUCCAUAUGCUUCUGUUGUUGGAAGUCUUAUGUAUGCUCAAGUAUGCACAAGGCCCGAUAUUGCAUUUGCUGUUGGAAUCUUAGGAAGAUAUCAGAGCAAUCCAAGUAUGGAUCACUGGAAAGCUGCAAAGAAGGUGUUGAGAUAUCUUAAAGGAACAAAAGAUUAUCUGCUAAUGUAUAGGCAGACAGACAAUCUUGAUGUGAUCGACUAUUCAGACUCCGACUUUGCUGGUUGUGUUGAUUCUUGCAAAUCAACAUCAGGAUAUAUUUUUAUCAUGGCUGAUGGAGCUAUUCCAUGGAGAAGUACUAAGAAAACCUUGGUUGCUACUUCUACUAUGGAAGUCGAGUUUGUCUCCUGUUUUGAGGCUACUUCUCAUGGUGUAUGGCUUAAGAGUUUUGUUUCUGGGCUUAAAAUCAUGGAUUCUAUUUCUAAACCUCUGAAGAUUUUUUGCGAUAAUUCAGCAGCUGUCUUUAUGGCUAAGAACAAUAAAAGUGGAAGUCGAAGCAAGCACAUCGACAUAAAAGUAUUUAGCCAUUAG